ACCAUCUGUUUGUUCUUCAUUGUCCAGACUCUGAAGUUUUUUCCUCCUUCUACUCUCCUCGAGACAGGCCUCAUCCACCUCUAGAAAAACCUCCACCAAUAAACUACAUAAUCCGCCAUCAUGCCCGGAAAAGUCGGCUGCUGCGAAAUCAUCAUCGCCUUCUUCCUCCCCUUUGUGGGUGUCUUCAUGCGCACUGGAUGCAGCUGUGAUCUCCUCAUCAACAUCUGUCUGUGUAUCCUGGGUUGGGUACCCGGUGUCAUCCACGCCUACUACAUCCUGGCCAACAAAUAAACAACUCAAUUGAUAAUAUGGACAUCUGUUUCUGAUGUGUUGGUCGGUUCGGUGAAAUUCGCAACCCGGGCUAUCUCCAUUACGGGCGCUCUCGGCGUAUCGACGGGGCCAUUCAUGAUUUGCGACUAUUAUUAAUGUUUACUUUUUCUGCUUUUUUUGUAUAUGUAUAUAUCCCACGGCAACAAUUUUCAUGACUGUU
Aspergillus welwitschiae is the source of this 490-nucleotide messenger RNA. RefSeq names its product YqaE/Pmp3 family membrane protein. Lineage: Eukaryota; Fungi; Ascomycota; Eurotiomycetes; Eurotiales; Aspergillaceae. The coding region runs from base 121 to 291 and encodes 56 amino acids. The transcript is spliced from 3 exons. Gene Ontology annotation, cellular component: membrane. The record is from RefSeq and is a predicted model, not a curated record.